Anastrepha obliqua is the source of this 1578-nucleotide messenger RNA. RefSeq lists its product as uncharacterized. Gene Ontology annotation, molecular function: catalytic activity. The transcript is spliced from 3 exons. The coding region runs from base 1 to 1578 and encodes 525 amino acids. The record is from RefSeq and is a predicted model, not a curated record. Lineage: Eukaryota; Metazoa; Arthropoda; Insecta; Diptera; Tephritidae.
AUGUCAAUUAAAGAAGAUUUUUACAACAACUUAAGCUCUGUGCUGUCAAGUGUCCGAAAAGGCGACAUCGUCAUUAUUCUAGGCGACUUCAAUGCCCAAGUUGGAAACGACAACACAUCGCUACAAAAUGUCAUGGGAGUUCACGGCAUUGGCAGAAUAACUGAAAAUGGCCGUAUGCUCACCGAAAUGUGCGCUACUAAUAAUCUGGUUAUUGGUGGCACGUUAUUUCCCCAUAAGCACAUACACAAAGUGACUUGGGUGUCGCCGGACUCGCACACGGAAAACCAAAUUGACCAUAUUCUGAUCAGCAAAAAAUGGAGAGGCUCACUGCUCGAUGUAAAGAACAAGCGAGGCGCAGAUAUAGGAAGCGACCACCACCUUAUUUUGGCUACCCUACGUCUUAAAGUAGCAGCAGUCAAGAGGGAGAAUAAACAAACGCGAAGGCACAAUGUAUCGCAGUUGAAGGUGGCCGAAGUGGCAAACGCAUACACUGAUGCUCUGAAGUCAGCUGAAAGAAACAACCCUGGUGAGUCGCGUGAUCACUGGCCCGGUAUUAAAAACAUUUUUAUAACUGCUGCUAACAACCACAUUGGUUACAUCAAAACAAACCGAAAAGAAUGGAUAUCCGACGAAACUUGGAAUCUUAUUCAACAACGGAAAGCUGCCAAAGCCGCAAUCAAUACCGCUAGAACUCGAAGCGCGAAGCUUGAUUCGCAGAGAAAACACAACUUACUAAAUCGCAUGGUUAAAAGAAGCGCGCGUUGCGACAAAAGAAGACGAAUCGAAAACAUUGCUAAAGAAGCACAGGCCGCAAGCGAGACACACCGCAGCAGGGACUUGUAUAAAACAGUGAAGCAGCUAGCGAACCGCCCGUCUACCACUAGUAAGCCAAUCCGAGACGAGAAUGGUUCGCUUGCCAGCUCAAGUAACGACCAACUCAAAGUCUGGGAAAACUUUUACAAAAAUCUACUCUCCAACACUGAUGGAAGCAGCAAUUUACAAUGCAAUUGCGCUAGACACGCUGAUAACGAUAGCGUUCGGACGCAAUGCCCCUCCAUGAAAGAAAUUGCAGAUGCAAUAACAACAUUAAAAGCCAAUAAGGCGCCUGGCAUUGAUAACGUCGCACCAGAACUAUUAAAGGCAGACCCAAUUACUAGCGCUAAGCUCGUUCAACCUAUCAUCGAACGCUUCUGGUCAGACGGGCACCUUCCAGGCGAGCUUAAGGAAGGAGUUAUAAUAAAAAUUCCAAAAAAAUGCGAUCUCUCGCAAUGUCAGGCUCUUGCUAAUCAGAGAGGCAUCACAUGGGGUCUUCGUGGAUCCUUAAACGACCUCGAUUACGCCGACGAUAUUUGCAUCCUUGCGCACAACUACGACGACAUGGCACGAAAACUCAAAUCGAUAUCGACACUGGCAUCGAAAGUGGGACUCAACAUCAAUGUUUCUAAAACCAAGGCCAUGCGCAUAAAUGCAAACAACACGCGCCCAUUCCUACUAAACUCAACACCUUUAGAGGAACAUGUUAUAAAUGAGAAUGGCGAGGUGAACCGGGAAUUUAUAGCCUAUGAGUUUAGUCAUUAG